Molecule: messenger RNA, 4279 nt
Organism: Acanthaster planci (crown-of-thorns starfish)
Lineage: Eukaryota; Metazoa; Echinodermata; Asteroidea; Valvatida; Acanthasteridae
Gene: washc1
Product: WASH complex subunit 1
Biological process (GO): retrograde transport, endosome to Golgi; exocytosis; endocytic recycling
Cellular component (GO): WASH complex; early endosome; recycling endosome
Molecular function (GO): gamma-tubulin binding; alpha-tubulin binding
Source: RefSeq, a predicted model, not a curated record
AGCUGCGUUUACAUCAUGUAACCAUAACGAAGUCUGUUCUCCAGUGCCAGGUUUUUAAUGGGAAAAUAUUUUGAUCCAAGGAAAAUGAUUUUGUUGUGCAAAAAUUCAAGCAUAUUUUCGGUGAUAAGAUGUCAGAUGAAAUCGAGAAAGAAUACUCGAAUAGUAUACAGCGAUGUUUCGGUAUCUUUAGAAUCGAUUUAUAUAUGGCUGUUGUUUUGUACUGUGUACAUGUACUGUACAUGUACAUUGGGGGGAGUGAUGUGGGUCAGCCCGAUUUAUGUUUGUACGUGUGCGUGAUAUAGGCCCUACACUUCAGGAAUUACCGGAGAAUGUGGGAAAGCAUUAAAUUUUUAGUAGUUUUUAUUGCAGUCAUUGUACAGUAACAGAAGUUAAACAACCACCAAAAAAAGUGUAAAUACAGGCAGACGAAUUGCACUUACCAAGAAAUUGAGAACAGGGAACUGCCCCCUGUGGGAUUGUCAAGAUGCCAGUCCAAGUCUAUAACAUACCCAUCAUUCAGCCUGACCUAAGGCGGGAAGAAACAAUCCAGCAAAUUGCUGACACCCUGGAGUACAUGGAGAAGGUAGCCAACGAAGUUUUUGAUAGCAUCAUCACCCAGGUCAGUGAAAAUCACACCCGACUGGAGGGCAUUAACAAGAGAAUAGAUGUCGCCCAGGCCAAGGUGGAGAAGAUCAAGGGCUCACGCAAGGCCAUCAAGGUCUUCUCCAGUGCCAAGUACCCAGCCCCUGAUAGCCAUCAGGCCUAUUCAUCAGUCUACACGGACUCGGCCAUGGGCCAGGUCCGGCGGCCUCACAGGAAGCUCAACAGCAAGCACCAGAACUUGGAUAGCCGUGCACUGCGGGAGAAGCUGCAGUUCUACAACGUCCAGUUGAACAUCCGCAAGGACAAGGAUGGUCAGAGUUCGUGGGAAGGGCUGGGAGGUCUGCCCAAGCACGUGGAGUCCAUCAACUCCCUGCUGCUGUUCAACACCAGCGAAAAUCCGUACAAGAAGUACACCAUGAUCGACCCCCUGGGCGCGGUGACCAAGACGAGGAAGGCGAUCGAGGAGGAGCAAGAGGAGAUAGGAGCCGCGCCCAUGUCCAUCACUCAGCGGGAGCAGAUGGAGAGGCAGGGCAUGGAGAAUUACUUCUACGUGCCUGACUUGGGAGACGUGCCGGAGAUAGAUGUGCCCCACUACCUGCCCGAUCUGCCAGGUGUUGCCGAUGAUUUGAGCUACAGUGCUGACCUGGGCCCUUCCAUUGCACCCUCCCUCCCGGGCAGUAAUGUACCCGAGCUACCCAACGUUGUCCCAGGACCAGGUGGGAUGGAAGCCCUAUCCAGCACCCCUGCCCAGGAUCUCCCGGCCUUACCCGCUCCCAUGGAUAGUAUUGGCGGUCCACCCCCGCCUCCUCCUCCCGGUGGUGCUGUAGCACCCCCUCCCCCCCCCCCUCCCCCGCCCCCUCCCCCACCGCCCGGUGUAGAAGGCGGUGGUGGGCCCCCACCCCCACCUCCGCCCCCUCCACCGGGCGGGCCCGACGCCCCAUCCUCUGCCCCACCCCAGCAGGACGGCCGGGCCAGCCUGAUGGAGUCCAUCCGUAUGGCAGGUGGCUCGGGCAAGGCCAAGCUACGCAAUGUGACCGAGCGGAAGAUGGAGAAGAAGCAGAAGAAGCAGAGCCAGGCGGUGACGGGGGUGAGCCUGAUGGAUGACCUGGCCGCCAAGCUGUCGAUGCGACGGAAGGGCAUCUCAGGGUCGCGGCAAGGCAGUGGUGGCGGGGGAGGGGCAUCAGAGGAGAGCAAGGUGAACGGUAACGCUGGCUCCACCAUGGAUAAAUUGUCAGCCAUGAUUCCACCUCCGCCCAAACCUACUAGGAAUAGAUCAGAUACUGCUAACUCAGAGGAUGAUUGGGAGUAACCUUCACAGACAGCAAAUUCCAAAGGUGGGAUGAGAUCUGAAUACUUUGUACUUGGUACUUUGACAUUCCAGUUCAACAAUUUUUUGGUGGAAUUACGGCCAUACUUAUAAUUUUUGGUAAUUCUUUGACACUCUUUGAUUUGGACUGAGGUAUGUAGAAUCUUCCUCAAACCAGCGUAACUGAAUUCAGUUACUAGACUGUCGCAAACGUGCAUGUAAAUUAACGUGUACAUAAGCAAUCCUACAAAAUUUUAUUCAAAUCACAAUGCAUGAAUGCGAUAUGUACAGGCAUUUUUAAGCAAACGAUUCAUACUCUGUAAUGUCAGGGAUAUUUACACAGAGAUGUCUGCUUCCAGUUUGUGGAUUUCACUGAAAGCCAAGGCUAAAAGUUCAGGUCGUGUUAUAAGGAGUCUUUAUAUUGUGCUAUGCUUUGAUACAAUACAUGUAUUUGAAAAGUAAACAAGCCUGAAAUUUGCAAAAUUUAAAAGCAUUCACUGUUAACAGUUUACAUGGACAUGUAUAUACUUUAUCUGUCCUGUUAUACAUCAAUCAUAUGGUAGAUCCAAAUUUUAAGAUGCCUUACUGUCAAUGAAACUGCCAGACUUUGUCUACUUUUAUUAACAAGUACAAAUUAACAACAAACCAGAAAGUUGCUUUGCCUUGAGAAUUAAUUUCCCAUGCUGUCUUGAGCUUAUAAUGAGGUCAGUGGAAUGCCUGUCGGCAUGCUACCAUCCAAAAGCGUGAUACCAAUGUAUCGGGACCACACUCAGUAUUCAAUAUGAAUACGUACCGGUACUCGUACUGGGCCUCGUCAGUGCAAGUAUUUCCUCACCGGAAAUAUUGGUGGACACCUGGUAGUAAUAAUGAAUGCAUACCUGCCAGCCUGUCAUACUCCUUCCUGAGGUCAGGCAAUACCACACAAUAGAUUGAAAGGUAUUUAAAUCAUCCCUCGGUUCAUUUAAAAUUCCAAUCUAUUAUAUGGUGAUGCCUGACCUCAGGAAAGAGUACGACAGGUUGGCAGGUACGCGAAUGACCCAUGGAUAUAAUGAAACAGCAGACCGAGCCGGCCAGCCCCUUCGUGUACAUGCCUUAGGUUGCAUACAAUGUAUGUGCAACACAGCAUGGUGAAGGCUAAAGUCGCUGUGCCGCAUGAAUGCAUGCUUGCUUCGAGUCACACGGAUGAUCGAGAAUUGCAUGACAGACUUUAUACAACAGCCCCCUCGCUUGUUGUCUAACAAGCAUGCACUUGUGGUGGAAUAUAUGUAGGCCUUUGGCCAGUCUAGGUGCUGCUUUCAUGGAACCAAUAACUGCAUUUGAGAGGGGUUCCUUGAAAGGGUUCCUUGAAGAGGUUCCUUUUUAGUUAACUCCAUCACAAGCGAAAAUCAUUUGUAACAGGAGUAAAUGCUACGUCCCACGCUCCUGUGGCAUCGUGUAUGGCUUGACUUAGGACUAGGUGACAAAGGUCUCCCCUAAGUAGGAAGUUUGGUUAUAAACAGUCUCUCGUUUGUACUGAGACUUAAAGAAGAUGGGUCAGAUCCAUGUAAUAAGCGCUGACAGAAAUUCACCUGUUAAUUAUUUAUUCAGUGAUUCAUCCUCAAAGAAAAAGCUACAUUGAAAUUUGCCAUAGUCAUAUUUUUUUCAUCAUUUUGUAUUUCAUGAUGUGACCUGUUUGUUCAAUCAACUCAGUUGCAGAUUUGAAAGUGUGUAUGCGUGCCUUGCUGAUUUUGCUUCACAUGGACUGCCACUGGGUAGUGCCAUAAAUAUGAAGGGUUUAAGAUUUACUGUAACGCUGAGGGAGGAGCACCUACACCUGUUCAGUAAAUGCAGACUAUUUCAUCUAUGAAUAUUCAUAAAAUAUAUCAUUUGGUCAGCUUUCUUUUAUGCCCCUUUCUGGAUUAACUUUCCAUUUAAAACAAUUACAUCUCAUACUGCUUUAGAAUGUUAUUAUCAUACAUGUAUGUAGUUGAAAGAUCACCAAAUGUUGGACCAAGUACCUCCACUGUUGCUGUUACUCUGUUGUGAACUUAGAGUGAACAGCGACUCCUUUGUGUCAUUCUCCUGAAGAAGUUUUUCCAUCUUGGUCCUAAAUCUUGGUUGUCUGUUUAAUGCUGAGAAUUGUGACAAGCGGCUCAAACUGUUUCUAAAAGGUAAAUACUUUUAAGAUUCAGCAGUUGUAUAUCAUAUUUUCAUUUUGUCAAAUAAAACCAUGGACUUUUUCACCGUGUGAGAAAUUGAAUGAAUGGAUGAAUGCAUGGAAAUUACUGCAUGGAGAUCAUAAGGAAAAGUAAUCAGAGCAGAUACUUUGUAUUAAAAAUCUUUAUGGCAUAGAGACAAUAAAGAUGACGUGUAGAACUUGCAAUAGCUAAA